Molecule: messenger RNA, 336 nt
Organism: Alternaria postmessia
Lineage: Eukaryota; Fungi; Ascomycota; Dothideomycetes; Pleosporales; Pleosporaceae
Gene: ALTA12
Product: 60S acidic ribosomal protein P1
Exons: 4
Coding region: 1-336 (111 amino acids)
Biological process (GO): translational elongation; cytoplasmic translation
Cellular component (GO): cytosolic large ribosomal subunit; ribosome
Molecular function (GO): structural constituent of ribosome; protein kinase activator activity; ribonucleoprotein complex binding
Source: RefSeq, a predicted model, not a curated record
AUGUCUACCUCCGAGCUCGCCACCUCUUACGCCGCUCUCAUCCUCGCUGAUGACGGUGUCGACAUCACUGCCGACAAGCUUCAAUCCCUCAUCAAGGCCGCAAAGAUCGAGGAGGUCGAGCCCAUCUGGACGACCCUGUUCGCCAAGGCUCUUGAGGGCAAGGAUGUCAAGGACCUGCUACUGAACGUCGGCUCAGGCGGCGGUGCUGCCCCCGCUGCCGGAGGCGCUGCUCCUGCCGCUGGCGGUGCUGCUGAUGCCGCACCAGCUGCUGAGGAGAAGAAGGAGGAGGAGAAGGAGGAGUCGGACGAGGACAUGGGCUUCGGUCUCUUCGACUAA